CCAACAUUUCCGGUGAGCUCUCCACGUCGGGAGCUGGUCACAUUUCACAACCAAAUCAGCACCGCCUCGAAUAAGACGCGCGUUGAGGAUCGAGACGAGUCGAAGAGGGCUAGGCAGGAAAUUCUUGGAUUAUUAAAAGAGCCUUCAAGCGCUCCUCGAACAACAACACUAACGAGUUCUCCCUUCCAAAUAAUAUUCUUGUCUUUUGGAUCGCGACACAACUUUAAACAUGUCGCCUAAGUCAAAGCAACCUCAGCCAGCGCAUAGCUCGCAUGGCUAUGAGUUUGGCGGACCAUUUGGUACCGCUGCCAUUACCUUCGGCCUCCCCGUUCUCUGCUAUGUUUUCGCCUUUGGAUGUAACGAUAUUUCUGGUUGUCCCGCACCGUCGCUUUUAAGUCCAAAGACUUUAUCCAUCGAGCAAUUGAAGGCUGAGGUGGGAUGGCCUGAGAACGGUAUCUUAGGUCUGGCUAGCUGGAAAGCUACCGGCUGGACUUUAGCAUACUACUUCUUCAGCGCUCUUCUAUAUCGCAUUCUCCCUGCUACCGAAGUUGAGGGUACGGAAUUGUCGUCCGGAGGAAGGCUGAAGUAUAGGUUCAACUCUUUCUCCUCGCACAUGUUUACCCUCUCUCUCUGCCUUGCUGGUACUAUUGCGCAGGGGGCCGAGUUUCCCGUAUGGACCUUCAUUGCCGACAACUACGUACAGAUUCUGACCGCCAACAUCCUCAUUGCUUACUCACUUGCAACGUUUGUCUACGUCCGUAGCUUUUCUGUGAAGCCAGGUAACCCUCAGCUUCGACAGCUAGCCGAGGGCGGCUGCUCUGGUAACCUGAUAUACGAUUUCUAUAUAGGACGGGAGCUCAACCCUCGUGUUACCCUUCCAAUCAUCGGCGAGAUUGAUAUCAAGGAGUGGAUGGAGCUACGCCCCGGCAUGCUUGGCUGGAUCAUUUUAAACUGUGCUUUCAUCUCCAAGCAGUACCGCACCUUCGGCUACGUGACUGACAGCAUUGUCUUCAUCGCUAUCGUACAGACCGUCUACUGUUUGGAUGCUGUGUAUAUGGAACCCGCUAUUCUUACGACCAUUGAUAUUAUCAACGACGGUUUCGGCUUCAUGUUGUCCUUCGGAGAUCUCGUCUGGGUCCCCUUCAUAUAUAGCCAGCAAACACGAUACCUAUCUACGCACCCAGUGACCCUUGGUUGGCUAGGUACUACAGGGGUUUCCAUUCUCCUAAUUGCGGGCUUCGGUAUCUUCCGGUUAAGCAACCUCCAAAAGAACAUCUUCCGCACUAACCCUAGCGACCCGCGUGUUGCGCAUAUCAAGUACAUCGAGACCAAGACGGGUUCGCGACUGAUGACAUCAGGCUGGUGGGGUGUCGCAAGACACAUCAAUUAUUUCGGUGACUGGCUGCAGUCGUGGCCGUAUGCUUUGCCCACUGGUUUUGCCGGAUACGUCGUCCUGUCAGCUGGCAGCAAUGUUGAAGGCGCUAUCAAGACACUCGACGGAAGGGAAAUAGUACAAGGCCCAGCCAAGUACUGGGGUAUGCUUUUCACUUACUUCUACGUUGUUUACUUUGCCGUCCUUCUAGUUCAUCGCGACGGCCGAGACGACGAGAAGUGUGCGAAGAAGUACGGAGAGGACUGGGAGAAGUACAAGAGCAUUGUGAAGUACAAGAUUGUGCCAGGUAUCUACUAGGUCUAUCUAAGUAUGUUAAAGGAGGUGAGGAUGUACAUACAGGUAGGUAGAUAGUCCAGAUACGGUGGCAGGGUUACGGAACCUAAGGGGUAGUUGAAAAUGAAAAAAAAGGGGAGUAAUAGGGGGAAAUAUGCAAUGUAUAUUGUUCUCUCAGCUUAAGUCCUGCCGUCCUUAGGUAGUUGCCUACCCAGGUACAUCAUGUAAGUGAUGUUGGAAUAAAUUAUUGGAAUAAAUUAUAUUAGGUACCCGAAACCGCAAUGAAAUACCUACACGUAAUGGAUAUCCGGGCACUGGGUACUUACAUGUAUGUAUCUCCCCAUGGCCCAAGUUGUGGAUCACUUCAUGUUAUGUAGGAAA
Messenger RNA from Daldinia decipiens, 2047 nucleotides. RefSeq names its product ERG4/ERG24 ergosterol biosynthesis protein. Gene Ontology annotation, molecular function: Delta14-sterol reductase activity. Gene Ontology annotation, biological process: ergosterol biosynthetic process. The transcript has 3 exons. Gene Ontology annotation, cellular component: endoplasmic reticulum membrane. The coding region runs from base 230 to 1690 and encodes 486 amino acids. Lineage: Eukaryota; Fungi; Ascomycota; Sordariomycetes; Xylariales; Hypoxylaceae. The record is from RefSeq and is a predicted model, not a curated record.